AUGGGCAACACGACCAGCAAUGUGCUGGAUGGUAUCGACAACUCGGGCACUAUCGAACGCGAUGAGUUUCUCAGUCUUCCUCAGAUUUCCUCAAAUCCCCUCGCCACAAGAAUGAUUGCCAUCUUCGACGAAGACGGCGGCGGCGAUGUGGACUUUCAAGAAUUUGUGUCCGGACUGAGCGCCUUUUCGAGCAAGGGCAACAAGGAACAGAAGCUGCGCUUCGCCUUCAAGGUUUAUGAUAUUGACAGGGACGGUUACAUCAGCAACGGCGAACUUUUCAUUGUACUCAAGAUGAUGGUCGGCUCGAACCUGAAGGACCAGCAGUUGCAGCAGAUUGUUGACAAGACCAUUAUGGAGGCGGACCUGGAUGGUGACGGCAAGAUCAGCUUUGAGGAGUUCACCAAGAUGGUGGAGAACACGGAUGUCAGCAUAAGCAUGACACUAGAACGAUCAUCAGACCAAUUCUAA
Messenger RNA from Pyricularia pennisetigena, 468 nucleotides. RefSeq lists its product as uncharacterized. The record is from RefSeq and is a predicted model, not a curated record. Bases 1 to 468 code for a protein of 155 amino acids. The transcript has 4 exons. NCBI's taxonomy places the organism in Eukaryota, Fungi, Ascomycota, Sordariomycetes, Magnaporthales, Pyriculariaceae. Gene Ontology annotation, molecular function: calcium ion binding; calcium-dependent protein serine/threonine phosphatase regulator activity.